GUCCCACAAGCGGCUAGGGUUUCACCUCCCGCCGCCGCCGCCGCAGCCGCAGCCGUCUACCGAGCUCCUCCGCCAGCAGAUCUACGCCGCCUGACCCGUCUCGCUUCUGCCCAGCGCAAGAUGCCUCGCUACGAUGAGCGUGACCGCUACAGCGGUAGCACGAGGCUCUACGUGGGCCGUCUUUCCUCGCGGACACGGACCAGAGACCUUGAGGACCUCUUCGCCAGAUAUGGGAGAGUGCGACAUGUGGAUAUGAAGCAUGAGUUUGCGUUUGUUGAGUUUAGUGAUGCCAGGGAUGCUGAUGAUGCAAGGUACAACCUUGAUGGGCGUGACUUUGAUGGAAGCCGCAUGAUUGUUGAGUUUGCUAAAGGGGUUCCGCGUGGCCAAGGAGGGUCUGGGUCCCGUGACCGUGGUGGUGACCGUGAAUAUAUGGGUCGGGGACCUCCUCCUGGUUCUGGCCGUUGCUUUAACUGUGGAAUUGAUGGCCACUGGGCUCGUGACUGCAAAGCUGGCGACUGGAAAAAUAGGUGCUACCGUUGUGGAGAUGGUGGCCAUAUAGAAAGGGACUGUCAGAACAGCCCUAAGAACCUAAAGCGUGGAAAGAGUUACUCCAGAUCUCCAUCACCUCGUCGCGGAAGGGUCCGCGAUAGGAGCUACAGCAGGAGCCGUAGCAGGAGCUACAGCCGCUCUGUUUCACCAAGGAGGGAUGAGAGGCGGUCAAGGAGCCCCCGCGACAGCCGCAGCCCAAGCCCAAGGCGUAGCCCCCGCGACAGCCGCAGCCCUGCGAAGAGUCCCCGUCGCGACAGCCGCAGCCCUAUGAAGAGUCGCAGCCCUUCACCCGCCAAGGGCAGGGCCCGCAGCCCUACCCCCAACGGCAGCAGGAGCCCUGCGCCGAGGGACAACAGCAGGAGCCCAGCAAGGGGUGACCAUGACAUGAGCCCUGCCGCAAAUGGCCGUAGCCCUAGCCCAAGGGGCGGAGAGGACAACAAUGGCGGCAACGACCGUGCCGCUUCUCCUGGAGGAAGCGCGUCGCCAGGUGGGGGUUAAGAGGGAGAAUGGUAGGGUGGCGGCUUGCUCCUGUGCUGGCUAUGCUUUUCUUAUGGUCAUGUUGAAGAAAGACUUAACUGUAUGAGUUUUUAUUUGAAUUUGUACAACUCUGCAUUCUGGUAUUGGUACUUUGCGGGAAGACUAAUGUCUGUUGUACUAAGUUGCACUUGGGAUCAUUUUGGUUCAGCUGUAUUCUAUUAGACUAAUAAUGUUGUGUGCUUAUUAUGAUAUUUUGAGUA
Lolium rigidum is the source of this 1286-nucleotide messenger RNA. Its product is annotated as serine/arginine-rich splicing factor RS2Z32-like. NCBI's taxonomy places the organism in Eukaryota, Viridiplantae, Streptophyta, Magnoliopsida, Poales, Poaceae. Bases 121 to 1047 code for a protein of 308 amino acids. Gene Ontology annotation, molecular function: zinc ion binding; mRNA binding. Gene Ontology annotation, cellular component: nuclear speck. The record is from RefSeq and is a predicted model, not a curated record. Gene Ontology annotation, biological process: mRNA splicing, via spliceosome. The transcript has 7 exons.